This is a messenger RNA of Dendroctonus ponderosae (mountain pine beetle), 2828 nucleotides long. RefSeq names its product protein artichoke (gene conv). The record is from RefSeq and is a predicted model, not a curated record. Lineage: Eukaryota; Metazoa; Arthropoda; Insecta; Coleoptera; Curculionidae. Gene Ontology annotation, molecular function: protein binding.
GCGUGUCAUGCGUCCUCUGGUCGUUCUUCAGUUCGCCAGGCAACCGCUAACCUUGAUGCGUAAGAGCGACUGAAACCCAACAGAAAAAUAUGGUCGCUAAAUCCUGUUUCAGCUGUUUAGAAUGCGCCGAUCUAUUCAUAUUCAAUUAUCAGUGAUAGCCGGUUGUAGGAAAAUGGCGCUCAUCCAUGCCGCUUUAAUAGCGUCGGCCCUCUUAGGCCUCUACCACCAAGUGCAAGCUGAAUACAUCCCUCCGGGGCCCCUCUACAGGUGCCCCAAGGAGAAGCUGCUGCUCCACCCCUGCAGUUGCGACGUGGAGUCCGACCAGGGGCUCUGGAUCAGUUGCAACAACACCAACAUUGCCAGCAUGAGUUUGGCCCUCAACAAUUUGGCCACCUUCGAGUUGCCCAUCGAAACUCUGACUAUCAAAAGUUGCCACAUUGCGAGACUUUUCGGCAGCCUUUUGUACAAGCUGAAACUUCGGGUGCUCCGGAUCGAGGAGACUCCGCUAGAGAUAAUUGAUGAGUUCUCCUUUUUGGGAGUGAACAACACGCUGAACGAGCUGCACAUCGUUAAUUCCAGUCUAUUGGAGCUGCCCCUGGCUGCUUUUAAGAUACUGGGAAACAUCACGGUGCUCAAUAUCGACGGGCACAACAUAAGCGACCUGCCGAAGGAGGCGUUCUUCGAGAGCGAAAUGAGCGGAAAACUGCUGAAACUGCACAUUGUGAACGGCCAUCUAAACACCCCGCCGAUUGAGGCUUUGCAGCCGCUCAGAAAAUUGAAGACGCUAGACCUGCACGGCAAUCGGAUAAAAGAGCUGAAAAGGAACCAAUUUAAAGGGCUGCGAGAUGUCGAAAUUCUGGAUUUGAGCUUCAACAUGAUUCCGAAAAUCGAUUCGAGCCAUUUGGCCGAUUUGACGAAAAUGUCGUGGCUUAACGUCUCUCAUAAUAGUCUGAAGGAACUUACCAGAGGAGCGUUUGCAAGAAACACGGUGCUGCGUGUGCUCAACAUGUCGUUCAAUCAAAUAAAGAAGCUGGAUUCGAACUCGUUUCGUGGAAUGAGGUUUUUGCGACGACUGUUCCUGUCUGAUAACCUAAUUGGGGACGUCGGUCGCGGCACUUUCGGCUCAUUGCAGCGCAUCGGAACUAUAGAUCUGGCCAGGAAUUUGAUCAAGAAAGUCGACUACCAGAUGUUCUUCCAGCUGAACUUUAUUGAGCUGCUCGAUUUGUCGGAGAAUCAAAUCACCGAGGUGCAAAAGCUCGCCUUUAAGGAUCUCUAUCUGUCCACCAUCAACAUGGCGAAAAACCAAAUCAGCACCAUCGAGAGUGGGGCGUUUGAGAACUGCGCCAAUGUGACCAAGUUGGACUUGUCCGAAAACCAGCUGCGGGACAUUCCGAAGAGGGCGUUUGACGAAACCACCUACGCCACUGAGCUGCAGUUGGCCCACAAUUUCUUCACCAGCAUGGAACAGAUUCCGCUGCACAACAUGACAGGGCUGAAGAUCUUGAACGUGUCCCACAAUCAGAUCGAAACCGUGCCCAAGAAAACAUUCCCAAAACUAUAUGAGUUGCACACGAUCGAUCUGUCCUACAACAAUCUAUCUGACAUAUUUAAUUCGGUUUUCACCACGCUGUUCUCCCUGAGGACGCUCGAUCUCAGCCAUAAUUCUUUAGAGGCCAUUAAGCCGAGCACUUUCGGUCCGCUGCCGACUCUUCUUAGGCUGGAUAUGAGUUUCAACAGGUUGGAAACUAUCGCCAAGAGCGCCCUCACCAGAUUGGCCAGCACGCGGGAACUGAUUGUGAGCCACAACAAGUUGAGCGCGUUGUUCAUCUUGCCGAUUUCCACUUCUCAUCUGGACCUGUCCCAUAACGAGUUCGAAACGAUCCCCCCCAAGCUGUGGCCCUCCAUGAAUUCCCUUCUCAGUUUGGACUUGAGUUUUAACCGGCUGGGCGAUAGCCUGGAGCACGGCAGUUUUACGAACUUGCUGACACUGCAAAAAUUGAAUUUGAGUUACAACGGCUUGACUCGACCUCCGUGGACGUCGAUAAGCGAACUGACUGCGCUGCAAUAUUUGUACGUGCAGGGCAACAACUUGACGACACUGCGCCGGAACGCAUUCGGCAAAGUUCCGGUGAUGUUCGAGCUCGACCUCUCCAACAACGCCAUCAACAACGUGAGCACAAGAGCCUUCGAGGGCCUGCUUCAGCUCAUCCAUCUCAAAAUGAACAACAACAAUAUUAGCGUCAUUCCUAACGGAGCGUUCCAGGGUUUAGUGUCUCUCACCGAUUUGGACUUGUCGCAAAACAGGCUGGUAAAACUGGACAACAAAACAAACGGCAUUUUCGACGAUUGUCUGUCUCUAGAACGGUUGAACCUUAGCCAUAACCGAAUCACGUUCAUAACGAGAAAGAUGUUCCCCAGCAAUCCCUACAUCCCCUAUAAGCUGAAACAGAUUGAUUUGUCCUAUAACUUUAUUCCGGUCAUCACCUACGACUUGACCUUUGGGACGUCGAAAUUGGAAAAACUCAAUAUGAGCCAUAACGCGAUUGCAGACGUGAGGAAAGGCGUGAUUGGCAACCUGACUAGUGCCAAGCUUUUGGAUCUCUCCUACAAUAAGCUGCACGACCUGACAAGCGAUCCGGACUUCUUCCGGCUACCUCCCAACAUAUCCAGCCUGCUACUGGCCGGUAACGAGCUGACAGAGUUGCCGUGGCCGCACCUUAAGAACGUGUCGCACUUGAAGUUGGUCGACUUAAAGGACAAUCUUCUGGACCAAAUUGCCCAAAAUGCCAGCGACCUUAUCAUGAGUGGGACCGAAAUCGCCUAUGAAG